Messenger RNA from Staurois parvus, 337 nucleotides. Lineage: Eukaryota; Metazoa; Chordata; Amphibia; Anura; Ranidae. The record is from the annotation of a GenBank genome assembly.
GACUGCGGACACAGUACAGGAGAUGACCAGAGACUGCGGACACAGUACAGGAGAUGACCAGAGACUGCGACACAGUACAGGGAUGACCAGAGACUGCGGACACAGUACAGGAGAUGACCAGAGACUGCGACAGUACAGGAGAUGACCAGAGACUGCGGACAUAGUAGAGGAGAUGACCAGAGACUGCGGACAUACUACAGGAGAUGACCAGAGACUGGGACACAGUACAGGAGAUGGACCAGAGACUGCGGACACAGUACAGGAGAUGACCAGAGACUGCGGACACAGUACAGGAGAUGACCAGAGACUGCGGACACAGUACAGGGAAUGACCAGAG